AUGGAUCCCAAAAAUGCAAUCCUCAUCCUAGGCCUAUUGGCCAUGGUUCUUCUCAUUUCCUCUCAGGUGUCAGCUAGGGACUUAGCUGAGACUUCCCCUAAUACCGAAGAGGUAAAUGAUGCCAAAUAUGGUCACUAUGGUGGUGGUAGUCAUGGCCAUGGGCACGGUGGUCAUUAUGGUGGAGGUGGUCAUCAUGGUGGACAUGGAGUUGUAUCCGACAACGCGGUUGUUGAAAAAUUAAAUGAAGUAAAUGAUGCCAAAUAUGGACACUAUGGCGGUGGUCACUAUGGAGGUGGACACUAUGGUGGUGGACAUUAUGGUGGUGGUGGUGGACAUGGUGGACACUAUGGUGGUGGUGGUGGACAUGGUGGACAUGGUGCUUCCGACAAUGGAAACUGA
Molecule: messenger RNA, 399 nt
Organism: Vicia faba (fava bean)
Lineage: Eukaryota; Viridiplantae; Streptophyta; Magnoliopsida; Fabales; Fabaceae
Source: the annotation of a GenBank genome assembly